CUUGCCGAUUCAGUAACCACUUCCUGUCUUAAACCUAACCUAAUUUUUACAAGUAUAUAAUAUUUAUUUAUUUUUAAUAUGACGAACGAUUCUUUAUCUCAAUAUAAAGCGCGUGUGGCAGCUCUCAACAAACGGGCCAAAGAACUCAAUUUGACUGACUUAGAAAUACAAACAGUAUUCGACGAGUGCUUUAACGAACUAAGCAAAUCCUCGCCUACAAAAUCUCGUCCCUCCUUAAUAACUUUAGCAGCUAAAAUUACGAUCGGCUCCCUAUUUAUUGCCUUAGUUACUUACAUACUAUUAAAUGUACAUCAACCAACUUCAAGCAUUGUACUCCGAAAUGUACAAGGACUGAUAUAUCCCGGUUUGAAGGUUGUUCGUUUUCUAGCCGUUCCGAUUUUAAAAAAGUUUCCAUCGCUUACCAAUUUGUAUGAUGAGAGCUGUCUGGUCGAAAAUCCGUACUUUUACGUAUCAGAUAUGGAAUGUUGGCCUUGCGAAGAUGUGCAUUCUGUAAUUGACCUAACUGGUUUUAGCAAUUAUAGUUUGUAUCAAUCUGGAAUACCGUAUAUUGUGCAAACGAACCAGCCGUAUGUGAACUUUAAGCAGUUGAAACACAUGUAUAGAUUACACAAGGAAAUGCUUCUAAGGGAUGCUGGGAUUAUUAAAUCAAAUAAUUCCACUGUACAAUCCCUUGAUGGUUUAUUCGAGUCUGAUCUGCAUGAGCACAGUAUCACUCAUGUCUCUUGGCGUAUUAAUAGAAUGUCACCAUCUCAGAUUAUACGUAAAUUAUUUCCAAGACCGUACAUUGUGUCUGAUAGAUUCGGGCAAAGUGUAGAAAGAUUUAUUAUGAUUGAUGCGCCGGCAGCUGAAGGUUACAGUUUUCCUAAUACGGAAUGUAGUUAUGUGUUUGUUAUACAAGGAUCUGGCGAACGCACAAUUAUACUUAAACCAUCCAAAGAAUGUGGAAGUGUUUGUAGAACCGUUUCGGUUGUAUUAAGACCAUCAUUUGUGUUGUGGUAUAAUUGGUGGUACUGGAGGCCAAUCAGCCUCCCUAAAGAGAAUGUUACUGAAACUUCAAUUUCCUAUAUUAGCAGCUAUUGUUAAUUAUAUAAUUGUGGUUGUUGAUAAUCGUAAUAAAGUAUUUUGUUUAUUA
This is a messenger RNA of Photinus pyralis (common eastern firefly), 1153 nucleotides long. RefSeq lists its product as uncharacterized. The record is from RefSeq and is a predicted model, not a curated record. NCBI's taxonomy places the organism in Eukaryota, Metazoa, Arthropoda, Insecta, Coleoptera, Lampyridae. The coding region runs from base 79 to 1104 and encodes 341 amino acids. The transcript has 4 exons.